AUGAGCAGCUCUGGAAAACGCCCAAUUGAUGGCUAUGUCGACCCAAACUUUCCCAACCCUGACGGCAGAUGGGAUACGCCCGUGAUUAUUUACGGUUACACGCCCGCAUUCUCUCUCGCCGUCUUCGCUGCAGCCUGGUUCGCCCUCUUCCUCGUCAUCCACCAGGUACAGACAAUCCGCUUUCGCAGCUGGUACUUUAUCACAUUCCCAAUCGGUCUUCUCUUUGAGAUCGUGGGCUAUGUUGCUCGUUCACUCUCAGCCAAGAAGGAUCCGUACCAUCUGCUGUACUUCAUUCUCAACUACUUCUUCAUCGUUACGGCGCCUGUGUUUCUUGCCGCUGGCGUGUACACUAUCCUUUCUGCGCUGAUUCCUCGACUCGGAAGACGAUAUUCGUUCCUGCCACCAAAGUUUAUUCUUUGGUUCUUCAUUACUUCCGAUGUUAUUGCUACAGUUGUGCAGAUCACUGGUGCUGCUCUGAUUGGUGUAAGACAGUCGAACCGCGAUGAUCCAACGGACGCCAAUAACAUUCUUCUUGGAGGGUUGGCAUACCAGGUUUUCUCCCUCGGUGUGUUCGUUAUCCUCACGGCUUCAUUCCUUUUCCGUGCUCGAAGGGAGGUUACUUCACGCGGCAAGAAGCUCAGUUUGUUCUGUGUUGCUUUCGGGGUGGCUACCCUUAUGAUUUAUCUUCGAACCUGCUUCCGUCUGGCAGAAACAGCCGAAGGCCUUGGGGGACAUUUAUAUUCGAACGAGAUCUUCUUUGCUUGUCUGGAGUUCGCUCCGGUGGCAUUGGCUGUCUUACUCUUUGCUAUUUGGCAUCCCGGGAGAUGUGUCGGCAAGAAGGUCAGGCCGCUGGAGCCGAGACCUUCAGCGGCAGAGCUCCACCUAAGCUCCGGGGCUGCUUACAACUUCAACAAGCUCCAAGAAUGCCAGCUCAUCCUCAUCAUCAGCAACCUCACAAGCAAAUGCACGAUGCCCCCUCUUCCCCCUUCCGCCAACUCUUUACCGCGGCUGAUCACAUAUUACCAAACUCAUCAUGACUCCUCGGGGAAUCUCAUCUCUCCCCUCUCUCUCAUCACACAACCCGGUAUCGCCAUAACCCACGUCAUUGUUGCCGCCAUUCAUAUCAACGAUGAUCCUCAAAAGAUUACGCUCAAUGACUACCACCCGUCUCACCCCAUUUUCCAGACUAUGUGGGCUGAGCUGCGCGUGCUACAAGCCUCGGGUGUUAGGGUGAUGGGCAUGCUAGGCGGUGCUUGUAAGGGCAGCUAUGCACGACUGGAUGCCGACCAAGAGACGUUUGAUCGGUACUACGGCCCCGUCAAAGACAUGAUUCGAGAGCGCGGCCUGGACGGCCUGGAUCUGGACGUUGAAGAGGAAAUGACUCUGGGAGGAAUUGUGCGGCUGAUAGACCGUCUACGCAGCGAUUUUGGGCCUACUUUCAUCAUCACCCUAGCACCAGUCGCCAUGUCUCUUCUUGACUUCACCAAGAAUCUCAGCGGUUUUGACUACGAGGCUCUCGAGGUGAUGCGCGGCCGUGAUAUCGCAUGGUACAACACACAAUUCUACUGCGGCUGGGGAGAUUGUAGUAACCCCCUUAUGUACGAUCUCAUGGUCCGCAAGGGCUGGCCACCCGAGAAGAUCGUCAUCGGACUUGUCACCAAUCCUGAGAAUGGAAGCGGCUAUGUGCCGAUGAACCCUCUCAAUAUGGUGCUCACCACGCUGCGGGGCCGAUAUGGAGCGUUUGGAGGAAUCAUGGGCUGGGAGUACUUCAACAGUUUGCCUGGAGGAAAAGAACGACCAUGGGAGUGGGCCAGGGAGAUGACCAAAUUGUUGAGAGGGCAUUUAUUGUCGGCACCUGCACAGGCUACACAACCAGUACAGCCGGUGGCGGUAGAAAGUGGUCCAAAAGCAAAGAACGAAGACGUUGACCCAGAUGGACCUGGUGGACAAGAUGCACCAGUGCCAAAACAGUUUGACUACUACUCGGAUGGGCUUGAUGAUUAG
Molecule: messenger RNA, 2004 nt
Organism: Fusarium tjaetaba
Lineage: Eukaryota; Fungi; Ascomycota; Sordariomycetes; Hypocreales; Nectriaceae
Product: chitinase
Exons: 3
Coding region: 1-2004 (667 amino acids)
Biological process (GO): carbohydrate metabolic process
Cellular component (GO): membrane
Source: RefSeq, a predicted model, not a curated record